AUGACACGGUACGUUGAGAAAAAGAUUCUCAGUGCUGAACAAAGCGAAGGCGUGGGUGCACGAGUACGACGAUCAAUCGGAACUUCAAAAGUACGAAAUUUUGAUCCAUUUUUAAUGCUCGAUGAAUUUCGAGUUUCGGCACCAGCUGGUUUUCCUGAUCAUCCACAUCGAGGUUUCGAAACAGUUACUUAUAUGAUAACAGGAGCUACAGAACAUGAAGAUUUCACUGGACGACGAGGUGUUAUUAAUCCAGGCGAUCUUCAAUGGAUGACUGCAGGUCGAGGUAUUGUUCAUUGUGAAAUGCCAGUCGAAAACUCUGGCGAAGGUCAUGGUCUUCAAUUGUGGGUUAAUUUAAGUAAAAAAUACAAAAUGGUUGAACCGAACUAUCAAGAAUUACUUGAUAAAGAUAUUCCUCGUGCAGCGACACCUGAUGGUUUAGUACAUGUAAAAAUUAUUGCCGGUGAAUCAAUGUCGGUAAAAUCUCCUGUAUAUACUCGUACACCAACGAUGUAUCUCGACUUCACACUUAAACCAAACGCACCUCUAUUUACUCAAGCAAUACCACAAGGAUGGAAUGCUUUUGCUUAUGUCCUCAGUGGACAAGGUGAAUUUGGUUCGAAAAAAGCAUCGGUUGAUGCACAUCAUGUACUUAUUUUAUCACAAGACGGUGAUGGUUUUGAUUUUCGUAAUACAAGUGAUAAACAUGACUGUCGAUUUGUUCUUAUUGCUGGUCAACCAUUGAAUGAACCUAUUGUUCAACAUGGUCCAUUUGUAAUGAACACCUCUGAAGAAAUUCAACAAGCUAUGGAAGAUUAUCAAUCAUGCAAAAAUGGCUUCGAACAUGCACGACAUUGGCAAAGUCAAGGAAUUGAACGAAGCUUAGCUCGACAUUAA
Rotaria socialis is the source of this 894-nucleotide messenger RNA. The record is from the annotation of a GenBank genome assembly. NCBI's taxonomy places the organism in Eukaryota, Metazoa, Rotifera, Eurotatoria, Philodinida, Philodinidae.